This is a messenger RNA of Pneumocystis murina B123, 526 nucleotides long. RefSeq names its product 40S ribosomal protein S19-A. The record is from RefSeq and is a predicted model, not a curated record. Gene Ontology annotation, cellular component: cytosolic small ribosomal subunit; ribosome. The coding region runs from base 46 to 477 and encodes 143 amino acids. Gene Ontology annotation, molecular function: RNA binding; structural constituent of ribosome. The transcript is spliced from 2 exons. Gene Ontology annotation, biological process: ribosomal small subunit assembly; translation. Lineage: Eukaryota; Fungi; Ascomycota; Pneumocystomycetes; Pneumocystales; Pneumocystaceae.
UUAGUUUUUACUUUUAUUAGGAUUUGUUGAGUCAUAAGGUUAAGGAUGGUAGGAGGGGUUACUUUAAGGGACGUAGAUGCUGAUAAAUUUAUUCGCUGUUAUGCAAAAUUUCUAAAACAAUCGGGAAAAUUAGAAGUUCCUUCAUGGGUAGAUAUAGUUAAAACAGGACAUUUUAAAGAAUUGGGACCAUAUGAUUCAGAUUGGUUUUAUGUUCGAGUAGCAGCUAUUGCAAGACAUAUAUAUUUAAAAAAUCGAAGUGGAGUAGGUUCUUUAUGUAAAUUAUAUGGUGGAUCGAAAAAUAGAGGAUCUAGACCAUCUCAUCAUUAUGAUGGUUCGGGGUCUAUUCAAAGAAAAGCACUUCAGUGUCUUGAAAAGAUAGGAGUUCUUGAGAAAGAUGCACGAGGGGGUCGAAGAAUUACUCAACAAGGUCAACGUGAUCUUGAUCAUAUUGCCUUGUCAGUUUUUGAAGCGAAAUAGGCUAAUGAGUAAAUUUAUUAGAUGGAAAGAUUUAUAUAUAAAAAGGAGA